AUGUCAAACCACACGCACCCCCUUCCCAACCCUUCAACCCCUGGGAGCACACGGAGCGCCCCUCGCAGUCCCCAUGUCAUGAGGUUCCGUAUCUCUGAAGCGGACGAUCAGAUCCAUGCACUCGAAGAAGAGCUGAUCACUGCGAGAGAAGCAAUUCGAUCAAAAAAUGAAGAGAUCGCAGCCUUGAAUGAACAGGUUGACGCGCUACAUCGCCAAGUCGAGGCAUUGCAGGCUCGUGCGAGCAGACAAGAAAUCACCAUCAGAAACCAAUCGAGGACUAUUCAGGAUCCCAGAUCGUUGCGUUCUCGUCGUCUCUCAGUAGAGGCCACACCACCGCAGCCACCGGGUCUACCAACCGUGCAGUCUCCUCAGCCUUAUUACAUGAGUUUUCGGGACUAUCCCAGUUAUCCCACCCCCUCGCCAUUCAUGGCUCAGCAGCAAUCACUCAGGGGCUCUCCUCAUAUGCAGGAUCUCUCUGUUCAAGUACAACAACCGCCCCAACAGAUGCCAAUGGCUCCGUCUCUGUUCACUCAGACGACCAGACGCUCUCCAUGGUCUGGUAAUCCGCCACAACUCCAGCAGCUCUCCCAUCGCGGCACGUUUCGUUUCCCAGCCAAUGGCACCUAUGCAGGGGCUAAUCGGCCUGACUUGGACGGGACUGGUGCAGGAGAGCGGCUCCAGGGCCUGUUUAUGCCGAUGGCUCAGCUGCGGGAGCCAAAUCUACAAACGAUCAACGCCCAGCGUCCUCUGCACGAGGCAAUCACGAACGCAGAUGAGCAAGCCAUGAUUGCAGCUAGUUUGAGACAAGAUCCGUCGUAUGCUGGCAUCGAGUUCGAAAAGAAUGCUGCUAACUUUGCGGGCCACUUUCGGGCACUAUGGAUCAAGUCAGACCAGUUUGCAAAGAGUCAUGCACUUGGCGGGGACGUGACUAUUCUUCCUGAGCAGCUGACGUCACGUUUGAAGGACUACAUGAUGGUUCACCCCAGCACGGAUAUAGCCACUAGGUUUUUAAACAGCCCAGCGAUGAAGCAGCUCUAUGUGUCAAAGGUGGUCAACUUUUAUCUGUGCAAACAGAUUCUGAAGUACACAGAAGUUGUCCGGGGCUGUGACCCGUCUGUUGAUAGUGAAAUCAUGGGCCAUAAAAAGAGGACCACUCAUGAGAUGGCACCUGCGACUAAGCAUUUUGUCUUGAGCGCAAUCUCCAAAUGCGUGGUCCGCGCCACGGAGAAGCCUGACUUUCAGAACUUCUGUCGUCGCUAUCAAGAAAGCCACACCGACACCCUAAAGGCAUUGCUUGAACCUCUGUUGUCCUCUGGAGGAACGAGUGUUGCGGUACAAAAGUCGCUCGAGGAAAUUGUCGGCGAUGCUCACAAACUCGGGUUAGAACUCUACUCCAUGCCGUACGACGCUAGGUGCCACUUCCCAGAAAUCGACGAAAUGUACGACCCUACCGUAAUGAUGAACAUGGACAAUGAUUUUGACAUGGCUCUCGUCAACAAUGCAAAGGUCAAGAUGUCAGUAACACCCGUUAUUCGCCUUGGUCAGAACGAGUUCCAGCCAGUACGAGUUCGCAAUGUGAGCUUAGCAAAAGUGUUCACAGGUCUGCCCGGCAGCAAGGAGGAUAAGGCAACUGGCCGUACUCCUGGACGGGGUGCAAGGCGUUGA
Messenger RNA from Talaromyces rugulosus, 1665 nucleotides. RefSeq lists its product as uncharacterized. Bases 1 to 1665 code for a protein of 554 amino acids. The record is from RefSeq and is a predicted model, not a curated record. The transcript has 2 exons. NCBI's taxonomy places the organism in Eukaryota, Fungi, Ascomycota, Eurotiomycetes, Eurotiales, Trichocomaceae.